Messenger RNA from Gigantopelta aegis, 6451 nucleotides. RefSeq names its product integrator complex subunit 1-like. Lineage: Eukaryota; Metazoa; Mollusca; Gastropoda; Neomphalida; Peltospiridae. The transcript is spliced from 46 exons. Gene Ontology annotation, biological process: U2 snRNA 3'-end processing. The record is from RefSeq and is a predicted model, not a curated record. Gene Ontology annotation, cellular component: integrator complex. The coding region runs from base 65 to 6433 and encodes 2122 amino acids.
UGUAACUUUCACAGAGACGAUCGAAGCACCGCAAAAUGUUAUUUUUCUAAAUUUAUCAUAUAAAAUGGAGCGAUCAAAGUUACCAGCAUCAAAGAAAAGUUCCAAGCCAAAAGUCCAUGCUCCUCCUGGUGACUUUAUUGCGUUGGGGAAGGGGAAGAGCGAAUCCGAUAUCAGUGGGGUGAGACGUCCCUUGAGUCCACAGCCCAUCGACCGCAAGAUUGCACCUGGAAAUGAAAGGAAACGAGAAGCCUCGUCUACGACGGGAGGUGUUAAUUUGACAAAGAAACCAAAGCUGAUGAGUCAGACAUUUACACCUCUUGGAAGACAUGCAACUGAGCCUGAACGGAAAGCAUCACCAUCGACAGUGACUCCUCUGGCUUUUGAGGAAUCGGCCAUCGAUGUGGAGCCAUGUGAAAUGCUUGAGAAGGUUCUGGCAGCGGAGGAGUCUGGCGAUGAUGAGAAGAUUGAGGGUAUCUUGUGUGGCGCCGUCAAGGCUCUUCAUGGCAGUCGGGUGAAGCCCGAUCCAGUCGUUUACCUCACAGUGAUGUACUUGGCAAAGACACACCCCACACUCUUCUGUAGCGAGCUUGUUAUUGAGGCUUUCUGCAGUUUGCUGAAGCGUGAUCCAACCUUGAACUUCAAGGCUAAAGGCAACGCUCUGGUCUCCGUUCUCGCCUGUAACACUCUGAUGGCCUCGUUUGCCGAGGAGGACAACUGGCCAGAUGAUUUUGUCAAGGUGUACGUGGAAGACUCGCUAGGCGAGCGGGUUUGGCUCGAUCGAGAAGACUGUAAGGGUUUUGUUGAGAACAUCCAGACCGCGUUUCACACGAAGAUUCCCCCGAAGAGCAUGCUGUUAGCCUCGACCGAUCCGAUCAAGUCCGAAACACCCGGGUCAGCGAGUCCGGUACUGAACCUAUUUGAAGAAGAAGAUGUUUCUAAGAGUCCAGACCAGGGAGAGUCCGAGACGGAGAAACCGGUCAGUGAGAGUGGAGUCAUCCUACCCAGAUACCCAUUCCAGCAGGACAGUAUAGAGACCUACAUUCACGACAUCGUACACGACUAUCUCAAUCGGAGACAGCCCAUGGAUGCGUCGGCGCGGAAUCUGAUUCGACUGAUGUCGGUGACAGCCGGGUACGCGGAGGUGAGAUCACUGGCCUCUCAACGACUCGAGAUGUGGCUGCAGAAUCCCAAGCUAGCUCGUACAGCUCAAGAUCUGCUGAUGUCUGUGUGUAUGAACUGUAACCAGAAGGAACACAGUGACAUAGAAGUGAUCGCUCAACUCAUCAAGAUUCGCAUGAAGACCAAGCCACUUGUUAAUCAUUACCUCAACUGCAUGAGAGAGUUGCUGGCCCAACAUUCAGACAACCUGCGGAUCAUUCUAACACACACCAUCUACAAUGAGCUGUCCCAAGCCCGCAACCCCAACAACAUGUCACUCCUGGCAACCACGUUCCAGGUGUCCGGCGAAGCAGCCGCCAAGAUGCUGGCCGAGGUAUUCCAGGAUUUGUCGGCAAAUAAAGAUGAUUAUCUUCGAGCCCUGCGAGCUCUACUACGUGAGAUAGUCCGAGCUGUGAGGCACGACAUGAACUUCCCCGCAUUCUGUCUCGGACUCAUGCAGGAGCGCACCGAGACCAAGUUCUCAGACAUGGACGCAACGUUUAAAGAGCGUUUCGUGAUGUCCAUGACGGACCUGAUCACUUUGAAUGUUUUGCUUGGAAUUACCCCUGCUGUGAGAGAAUCGGUUGCUGCAUUGUCUAAAGGAGAAAACAAAGAUAUUGAAGUUCUCCACCACUUCAAAAACCACUGUGCCGUCAUUCAGCGUGAUGCAGUUUGGUGGUUACAUAUGGUUGUACCGAAGAUGAUGGAGAUAAAACCAGCGGAAUACGUACACUGCCUGCACAAGGUUCUGUUCUUGGAGGAAGCACAGCACUACUACAGCAAGGACAAUUGGCCACCAGAGGGAGACAGGAUAACCAUGUUGAGGUUGUGUGCCGAGGUACCCAUCAUGGAGGACACUUUGAUGCGAGUGUUGUUGAUAGGAUUAUCUAGAGAACUACCUCUGAGUGCGGUGGACGCAGUAGAACUGGCAGAUCAGCUCAUCCGACGAGCUGCAGCUCUCUACUAUGGUGUGGGUAUGGAGGUUUUACAUGUGGAAAGACUUCAGCUGAUUGAUGCUUUACUCAACCUGUGUGCCUACAGACAUCCCGAGAAAAUAGCUCUGCCAAAAGGAUAUCAGCCUCCCACCCUGGCUAUAUCAACGCUCUACUGGAAAGCGUGGAUCAUGUUGCUCAUCCUGUCAGCCUUCAACCCUAGCACGUUCGGUCUUGCUGCGUGGGAGAAAUACCCGACACUCAAGUUAAUGAUGGAGAUGGCCAUGACGAAUAACUUCACUUUCCCUCCACCCACGCUGGCCAGUGAUGACAAGACUGUCGAAGAACUGAAGAACAGAGAAAGACAGAUUCAUCAGAGAGAGGUUCAAGGGAUAUUGGAGUUUGAAAGUCACUUGGCUGCUGCCACGAGCAAAGUGACCAUAACAGAGUCGAACAGUCUCCUUAUAGACCAGGUCACCUCCAUGGAUCCCAGUGGUGUAGCCCGGUGUCCCCCGCCAAAGAUUCUCGAACAGCUACAGUCUCUUAACAACACGCUGAAAAUAGGACAGAUGUUGUGUAGAAGUCGAAACCCAGACUUUCUCUUAGACAUCAUACAGAGACAGGGUACCUCCCAGUCGAUGCCAUGGCUGGCGGAGAUGGUCGAGUCGAGCGAGGGAUCUCUCGACGUUCUCCCUGUCCAAUGUCUAUGUGAGUUCCUGCUCCACGAACCCCCAGAACUCAGCGAGACCACGACGGACGCCGAGACUUUCAAAACAGAGAAAUACAGGAGACGACAGAAACUGAAGAAACAGCGUCAGCUACUGGGUCGACUUCAGACUGUGGUUCACGGCGAGCGCAGCGACUCCAACACAACAUUUGAGGUGCUUGACUACUUCCUCAAACGUCUGUCCUCUACACAGGCAGUUUCCAGGUCACAGGCUAUCAAGGGUCUGUCCAUGGUUCUGUCAAAGUCACAGACUUCCCGAGACUCUGAAUCGGAUGAUAAAAUGGAGGUUGACACAGAUUCAGGGAAGACAACUCAUGCAUGGCUGCUGGAAAAUCUUCCCGCCUUGCCAUUGUUCGAAGAUGUCAAAGAUCAAGCAUGUCUGGCUCUCAGACAGGCGUGUCAGAUUGAAACGGACCCGUCUCUGGUCAGUGCAUAUGUUGUUUUCCUGUCCCAGCAUGCAAUGGACCAGAAUCUACACAAGCUGGAUGACCUGGCUCUCGAUCUGGCUCAGCUGAUAGUUGAGCGGACGUCGGUUGUGAAUCAUAUCCUGCCUGCCGACAGUGAUGUGGGUUCGGCGCGCGACCUGAAGAACAAGACGCUGACCGCACUCAUAGAUCUCCACAUGAACUACCUUGUCAAGGCCAAGGAGCCCGACAAAGAGGCGUAUUCCUGGUCUAACACACAGGACCAGAUCAUUCUCCAGUGGGAGUCGAGUGAAUCGGCCACUAUGCACAUCCUUGUGGUCCACGCCAUGAUCAUUCUACUGACCUACGGCCCGCCCAGUGGUGAAAGUCUGUAUCAAGAUCUUCUAGAAACGUGGUUUCCCGAGACCGGACACCUGCCGUCUGCGUUUCUAUUGGAUACGUCCGAAGAGGCUUUGCUCUUACCUGAUUGGCUCAAACUGAGAAUGAUCAGGUCUAGUGUUGACCGGUUGGUCAAUGCAGCUUUACAAGAACUGGAGCCGUCUCAGCUGCUGGUGUUCGUCCAGUCGUUCGGGAUCCCGGUGUCCAGUAUGAGCAAGCUGCUGCUGUGUCUGGACAACGCGGUCGCCAUUGACUCAGCGCGCCUGGAACAGGACGUCGUCGACAAGACGUACAUGGCCCAGCUCAUCGAGAUCCAGCACAAGAGAGGCGCACAAGGGGGAGAGAACUUCAACAAGAUGCUCAACUGUGCAUCAUCACCCGUUAAACAAGACAAGCCGGAUUCCGAGGCGAUGUUGACCGAGUCAAGUGUACCAUCAUGUUGGCAGGUCAAGAAAGAGGAAGACUCUACUUUGUUUGGCUCUCCCAACCAGCUCGUUCAGUCUCUGUUACAGAUAUUUAUGACUCCUGGUAUUUCCAGCCCAUCUCUGAACAAAUCUUUCCAGUCUCUAAUAAAGGCUGUGUCUGGAGAUUGUAGCAGAGCUGAGGAAGUUCUCUCAGCGUUUCAGCAGAUUUUCAACUCCCCUCAGUCUGCGGAGUUCUGUGGGAAAAUGUUUGACAUGCCUUCCAAAUCCUGCCCUCUUCUAAAACUGUUCAUAGCCAAACAGUCAUCGCUACACCAACACCUGAAGCCUAUGAUGGAUCAACUGGAGAGUUUGUCUAAAGGUCGGAACUCGGCUCUGUCUUCUCUCGUUUACCAGUUCCUCACCUCCUACGGACAAGAGAAACACUCGAGUAACGAGUCUGAGAAAGCCGUCCCAGAGGGAAUGUUCCAAACCAAGGGCAAGCUAGACUGUGACAAGUUCAUUCAAGCUAUACAGACUGUUGAUGAAUCAAAUCUUGAGUGUUUGGUACAGCAGUGUAUAGAGAAAUCUAUUGAAAUGAAGGAUACAGCAGCGAGCGUUGGUAUUGCGUGCAAGGUGUUGCUAGACUCGGAGCAGAGCCUGCCUGAAUCUGCUGCUUGCCUGUUUGUUGAUUGGCUGGAAUUACUUGACCCAGAAAUCAUCCAAUCAAAUGCCGAACUUCAACAGCAGCUGCUAUUUGCCAAGAAGGCUAGUUUAAAAAGUGUAACUAAGAGCAUGACGCGGAAAAGGAAUCAGCCGUAUCUGCUGGCUCUGCUGACUCACCAGAGUAACUGGACAACACUACAUCGGUGUGUCGACUGUUUGCUUCAUCCCAAGCAAGGUAGCAGGUAUGACCCAACCUCUGUUUUGGAUUUUCUGUGGGCAUGUCUUCACAUUCCAAAGAUCUGGCAAGGUAGAGAAAGAAAACUGCAGACGUACACGAGUGAGGAUCUGCUGGGGCUGACUGGGGAGCACAUCACCGCGGUGGUCAAGUUUAUAACCGAGGAGGCGCUCAGCGUGGUUCACGUGGAACCGGCUGGCGGACAGACGACUGUCGGUAACGUGACGCGGGCCGUACAGAGCCGACUCGACCUGCUGCUCCUGUGUCUGGCUGACAAAGACGAGAAACUCAAAACAGUCGUCACGUUCUUACUGCAAGAAAAUCUACACAAAAGUCCCAAGGAAAGUGUGUACAACAGUCUAUUUUUAGAACUCUAUCUUCAUCGGCCAUAUAUAAUGUCUUGGUUGCCUAGCAACAGUCCAUUUUUGACAGAGUUACACAGUGCACAUCUGAGUCAAAGUCAGAUGGACACUAUUACUCACCGUAUAAUAUCGGCGCUGGGAGAGGCUAAGAGUGGAAAGGUUGCAGAGAAACGUAUGAUUGAUGCCAAUAUUACUUGUCGCAAGUUAGCAGCUGAACAUCCAUCCUUGUUGUUGCGACAACUGCCGAUGAUCGCGGCCGUCCUCCAGGGAAAGACCCAGUUCACGAUGGGCGAGAUGGUUCACAGGAACUUUGUGCGCCUCUUCAACUACUGCCUUGGUCUGCUCGAGCUGCUGCAGCCCCACGUGUUCCGGCGAGAACACAGCGCACUGCCUGACGUGCUCGAGUCAUACUUCUCACUCAUCAGGGCUCACGGUCGAGAUAACAGACAACUGAAUCAACUGAUUGUCAAGUUUGUCAUCUUCCUCAACAACUUCCUCAGCUGUGACCCUCAGAGAGCAAUCACCAUGUUACAGAAAUACACGGAAAUCUUGAGUAAUGUUUCUCUACUGUUUCCCGAUCUGUCUGAGCUGAAAUCGCUCCUGGCGGGUCUCACACUUCCUGUACAGAAUCAGAACGAGGCUGCGAUGACCGAUGACGUCAACUCGUCUCUUGGUUUGGCGAUCAAACCAGUCUCGGUGUGGAGCGCGGCGCAGCUAGAACCGUACCACAAGAAACUGAAGAAGAACACCCCCACCGAAAUCAUUCAGGUUCUUACCGAUUUAGAUGAAACAUCAAAAAGAAAAGUAGAAAUACUGGAACAUUUCGAGGAUGACUUGAAGCGGUUUAUGACAAAUGGCAGCGACAUAGUACGAAACACGACAUUCAGUCUGUUUAUGAGACAUCUGAAACACAACCCAAGGCGAGCUGGUGAUUUUGUACCCGUGUUCCUACAGUGUCUGAGUCAGACAUCUCCCGACAUCAUCAACACCGCACUGACCAACCUCGCAGAGUUCACAGUUCUCUGUCAAGCACAUGCCCAGGUUAUACUACAGAAGGUAUUUACUCUUGGAAUAACAUCGUCCAUAGAAACUUCAUCUUACAUUAGUGACACUCUACACCUUCUCAAUCUUGAGUCGGCAUUGACUUGAAAGACAUCUACAGCAGUG